AUGCAUGAAGCAGAUACAAAAUAUUCAUGGAAUUUAAAUUAUAGUUCGAUCGCAGUUAUGUGGCGUGCUAAUGCUAUUCACGAAUGUCAACAUGGUUGGCGAAAAAUUAUAACAACAGCCACAAAAUAUGGUGUACCAAUACCUGGCCUUAGUACUGCUUUGAAUUUUUAUGAUGAAUAUCAUGCAAAAGGUUUACCAGCGAAUAUUAUACAGGCUCAACUUAAGCUUUUUGGUAAACAUAAAUAUAAAUUACUUGGUAGUCAUGUUGAGCACACUGGUACAGAUUGGACUGAUUAUGGUUCAAAUGUUACGGCAUCAACAUAA
Molecule: messenger RNA, 324 nt
Organism: Rotaria sp. Silwood2
Lineage: Eukaryota; Metazoa; Rotifera; Eurotatoria; Philodinida; Philodinidae
Source: the annotation of a GenBank genome assembly